AUGGCCUUCAGCUUGAGCCUGUCCGACUUGGAGGAGACGUCAAACUCUUUGGCCGAGAACGAGCGCGAUCGCCCGAACGCCGCGGACACCUGUGCGUGCGCGACCACGGCCGAGCUCAGCAAAGCCGUGUCCGUGUCCCUCAGUUUGGACUCGGCGUCUUCCCCGCUCAACGCCAUGCACCCGUGCGCCGCCGGCGCCUUCGCAGACUUCGACCCCCACCCCGGCGCCGCCGCCGCCGCCGCCGCCGCGGAGAGCCGCUCCCGGAGAGCGCCGGAGUUCGGGGCGGCCCGAGCGACGCACCCAGAAGCCGCCCGCUUCGCGCUGAGCGGCGCCGACCCGAGGGGGGGAGGCGACGAGGACGACGAAUUCGGAGAAGUGUGCCACGGCAUUCAGCAGGUGAGCUGCAUGGAUCUGCUGCGCUCGAGCGACGCGGAGGGCGCGCGAGGCGAGGCGCGCGACUCGGUGAUCGCCAGAUACGUCUACAGGGAAUCCAACUUGUUCAUGAGCCCCGCGACCGAGCUGCCGGCGGCCUCUCAGCUGGACGGGCUCUUCCCCCUGAGACCGUUCUCCGCGUACUCGGCCGGCCCGAACCUGUUCAGGGACGCGCCGGGUGUGUGGCGCGCGUACAGCGGCCGAUCGGAGCCGGAGAGAGCGGCAUCCGGCGGACACGAGUUGUUGUGUAAAUACUGUAACUGUGGACAAGGCUCUCUAGGAUCGAGACCGCCAUGCCGCUGUAUCUGGUUCAACAAAGACCAGCAGGGCGGCAAAGGCGGCAUGCAAGCGGCCGUGGCUCAAGGGUACGGCCCGCUGGAAAGUUACCAAAGUGCGGCUCCUCAGGAGCAGCUCGCCCUGUCCGCCAUCAAGACCGAACCUUCGGUUUGGAUGGACUGCUCCGAUCGCAGUUUCAGAAAUGAGGAUUUGUUUCCAGGUGUGUACCUGUCGGACAGGAGAGUGUGUCAGGUGUGCGGUGAUGAUGCCUCCGGCUGUCAUUACGGAGCUGUCACUUGCGGGAGCUGCAAAGUGUUCUUCAAAAGGGCCGCAGCAGGUAAGCAGAACCACCUGUGCGCCAGCCGGAACGACUGCACCAUCGACAAGCUGAGGAGGAAGAACUGCGCCUCGUGCCGCCUGAAGAGAUGCUUCAUGUCGGGAAUGAGCCUUAAAGGUCGCAGGCUGAAGGGAAACGGACAGACGAGGAGCGCGGAGGAGGAGCAGCAGCAGCAGCAGCAGCAGCAGCAGCAGCAGCAAGGGUCUGGCGAAAGGGCCGGGAAGAGGGACGUCAUGGAACCAGGAAGCGCAGCUGUCAUGGCUCAGACAUCUCAGGCCCUGGCUCUGGGCAUCCCCCCGACCCUGCGCUCGUGCCUCUCCCUGCUCAGCGUCCUGCAGGCCAUCGAGCCGGCCGUAGUCAACGCGGGACACGACCACGCGCAGCCGGACAGCCCCGUGUCCUUGCUCACCAGCCUCAACGAGCUGGGGGAGAGACAGCUGGUAACGGUGGUGCGUUGGGCCAAGGCGAUACCAGGUUUCCGUGACAUGCACGUAGACGACCAGAUGUCAGUGAUUCAGUUGUCGUGGAUGGGGGUGAUGGUGUUCGCUUUGGGCUGGAGGUCAUACACUCUCACUAACAGCUCCCUGCUCUACUUCGCCCCAGACCUGGUUUUCAAUGACCAACGGAUGGAAGUUUCCAGUAUGUAUGAACACUGUGUGAGGAUGAAGCUGCUCUCCCAAAGGUUCUGCAUGCUGAAGGUCACUCAGGAGGAGUUCCUCUGCAUGAAGGCCCUGGUCCUCUUCAGCAUCAUGCCAGUGGAGGGCCUGAAGAACCAGCGUUGUUUUGAUGAACUGCGGACCUCCUACAUCAAGGAGCUGGACCGCUUGGCCAGCCACUGCGGAGAGACCACCCGCACGCAGCGACUGUUUCAGCUCACACAGCUGCUGGACUCCCUCCAGUCGAUUGUGAGGAAGUUGCACCAGUUCACUUAUGAUCUGUUCCUGCAAGCUCAGUCCCUCCAGACGCGGGUCAACUUCCCAGAGAUGAUCUCCGAGAUUGUCAGCGUCCACGUGCCCAAGAUCCUCUCCGGCAUGGUCAAGCCCAUCCUUUUCCACGAUACGGCCUGA
Molecule: messenger RNA, 2112 nt
Organism: Gasterosteus aculeatus aculeatus (three-spined stickleback)
Lineage: Eukaryota; Metazoa; Chordata; Actinopteri; Perciformes; Gasterosteidae
Product: androgen receptor alpha
Biological process (GO): regulation of DNA-templated transcription
Molecular function (GO): DNA-binding transcription factor activity; sequence-specific DNA binding; zinc ion binding
Source: RefSeq, marked provisional